Molecule: messenger RNA, 309 nt
Organism: Aspergillus luchuensis
Lineage: Eukaryota; Fungi; Ascomycota; Eurotiomycetes; Eurotiales; Aspergillaceae
Exons: 1
Coding region: 1-309 (102 amino acids)
Source: RefSeq, a predicted model, not a curated record
AUGAUUAGGGAGUCAGUAAGUGAUUUAGGGAGCUUUAUCUCACGUUCAACCCUCGAAAAGUGGGUUUAUGUGGAUGCUGGCAAAGGAACUCAGCUGUCACCUUCCCAAGGCAGACUAAACAAGACCCAUACAAAGUCCAUGGAAGAAUUAUCCAUGUCUUUUUCUUCCUUCCCUUCUCCUGUUCGUUGCCUUGCUUCCAUGUCUUUUCAUUUCUGUUUUGCUUUUGCUUUUUCGCCCCCUUCCCUCUGGGUAUUUGCUUGUUUUGUAUACUCCAUAUACUGUAGGCCCGAAUUUUGGGAGUAUCUUUAG